Ictidomys tridecemlineatus (thirteen-lined ground squirrel) is the source of this 661-nucleotide messenger RNA. The record is from RefSeq and is a predicted model, not a curated record. Lineage: Eukaryota; Metazoa; Chordata; Mammalia; Rodentia; Sciuridae.
UCUCCCAGUACCUCCCCCAACAACCAAUGGUGGCUACAGCAGGAACCCCUGCACCUCGCACAGAGAGCUCAUCACCAUGACAGAUGGCUACUUGUGGUUUGAAGGGUUACCUUUCCCUGUGAUUGGUUACAGCCAUGAAGUUUUGAAAGAAGCAUGUGCUCAGUUUGUGAUAAAGGAUGAAGACACAGUAUUGGUGACCUACCCCAAAUCAGGAAGUCACUGGGUGAUUGAAAUUCUCUGCCUGAUUCACUCCAAAGGGGACACCAAGUGGAUUCAGUCUGUGCCAAUCUGGGAACGAUCACCCUGGUUAGAGUCCAAUGGGGGUUAUAAAUUGUUAAAGGAGCGAGAGGGCCCAAGACUCCUAGCCUCUCACCUGCCCUUCCAUCUCUUCCCUACAUCUUUGUUCACGUCCAAGGCCAAGGUGAUAUAUAUCAUGAGAAAUCCUAAAGAUGUUCUUGUGUCAGGUUAUUAUUUUUGGACUAUGACACAUGUUUCUAAGAAACCAGAGUCACUGGAACAGUAUUUUCAGUGGUUCAUGGAAGGAAACGGCAUCUGUGGGGACUGGAAGAAUCACCUCACAGUGGCCCAGGCUGAAGCCUUGGAUAAAGUUUACCAGGAGAAGAUGUUGGGUUUCCCCAAAGAGCUGUUCCCAUGGGAGUAA